This is a messenger RNA of Puntigrus tetrazona (Sumatra barb), 1636 nucleotides long. RefSeq names its product SLAM family member 5-like. Lineage: Eukaryota; Metazoa; Chordata; Actinopteri; Cypriniformes; Cyprinidae. The transcript is spliced from 6 exons. The coding region runs from base 124 to 1080 and encodes 318 amino acids. The record is from RefSeq and is a predicted model, not a curated record.
GAGAAUGAAACCAUAUUCACGUCGCUGGAUUGUUCUUCACUUGUAAACACUUCUAAUUCUUUUAUGGUAAUAUUUGACAUUUGGAUGUUAUAAAAAAAUAAAGGAGCCUUUGUUAAAUGCAAAAUGAUUAACACAGCAACUUUAUUCCGUGUGAGUCUCUUGAUCUUUAGCGGUGCUUUUGGCGCUGAUACAGAUGUAAUAAAGUCAGUAUCAGUGACUGAGGGAGAUUCUGUCAAUCUAAACACUGAUGUUACUGAAGUACAGAGAGAUGAUAUGGUACUGUGGAUGUUUGGACCUCAACAAACUCGUGUAGCUGAAAUCAUUAAGCAGAUCAUUUAUACAUAUAACAGUAACGUGAGAUUUGGAGACAGACUGAAGAUGGACGGUCAGACUGGAUCUCUGACCAUCAGAAACAUCAGAACCACAGACUCUGAACUUUAUAAACUAUCUAUCUUCAGCACGAGGGAAACCACACACAAGAAUUUCAGGGUUAUGGUCUAUGCUCGUCUGCCUGUUGCUGUCAUCACCAGAGACUCUUCACAGUGUUCUUCAUCGUCUGAAAGACUAAUGAACCAGAAUUGUUCACUGCUGUGUUCGGCGGUGAACGUGAGUCAUGUGACUCUCUCCUGGUACAAAGGAAACAGUUUAUUGUCCAGCAUCAGUGUGUCUGAUCUCAGCAUCAGUCUCUCUCUACCUCUGGAGGUGGAAUAUCAGGAGAAAAACACCUACAGCUGUGUGAUCAACAACCCCAUCAGAAACCAGACCACACAUCUGAACAUCAGUCAGCUCUGUCAGACAUGUCCAGGAUGGUUUAAUGUAAACCCAGUCUUUGCUGCAUGUGUGUCUGCUGCAGCUCUGCUUGUACUCGUGAGUGUGAUCUACUGUCUCUACAGGAAACACAAAAGAGCGACACAAAACAGAAAUGGUUUUAAACCUCAUGUGAAUACAUCGGAAACGGUCCAGACGGGAGAUGAAGAGAUACAAUAUGCUGAAACGGGAUAUUUUCAACAAAAUGAACAUAAAAACAAAGCUCAUGGGACAGAGGAAGCGAUAUACUCCAGGGUUGUCAGACGACACUGAAGUGCUGCGUUUAUGUGUUAUGUCUGGAUUGGUCUUCGUUAUUAAAAUAAAGGAGAGGAAGACAGAAUGUCUCAACUGAAUGGAAUUAAUAUCCGACUGAUUUUCAGGUGAUAUUUAAAGAUGGAUCUGCGUGCAGUGAAAUAGAUCCCAGCGCCAGAGCUUACAGACAAUCAAUCAAAAGAGAAAGGAAAAAUAGUGUCCUUCAUUCAGGAAGCAAAACCAAGUUCGUGUUCAGCUUCAUGUCACCAUUUUGGUAUCAGGGUUUUCUCAAGCUUGCACCGAAACAUCAUGCGCGUACAUGAAUAUUAACGAUUCGUACUGAAUAUUACAACUUAUAUGCAGUAUUUAGGUACACAAUUUUUUUCCCGACCUGUUUUGUUAAUUGUCAGUCAGCACUUCUUCCUGCUUAAUUAGCUCUAAUGCUCGAUUUUUUUCACUGCUGUGUGACGUUUUAUCUGGGAGCUUGAGCUCAGUAGCGAAACGUGCUGCUGCAGAUUUGCGUAUCGGUCUUUAUUUACCAUAUAAUUGUACUAAUAAACAUGAUUCUGUGUUUUAA